CCGCAGUGUCCCCUCCUCCUCCUCCUGCCACCACCCGCCUCAGACUUCCUCCUUCACUUGCUUGGACGCCACACCACAUCUACUGACCCCUGGACUGUCCGGCAGUGUCUCGAUAUCAUGGGGGGCCUGGAACUCUUCUGGCAGCUUCCGUUUCUUCCUCUCCUUCUGGCUGUGGCUGGUCUCAGUCCUGUUCAGGCUCAGAGUGAAUGCACCUGCUCCCCCGUGAGCCCCGGGGUACUGGCGGGGAUUGUGCUGGGGGACCUGGUGCUGACCCUGCUCAUCGCCCUGGCUGUGUACUCUCUGGGCCAACUGGUCCCUCGGGGCCGCAAGACCGCCCAAGUGACCCGGAAGCAGCCCAUUACUGAGACUGAGUCACCGUAUCAGGAACUCCAAGGUAUGAGAUCAGAUGUCUACAGCGACCUCAAAACACAGCGGCAGCCAUAUUACAAAUGAGUACAGGUCACAUCUGUCAACACCUGAUGCCUGGAUCUGGCCAUUUCUGAUGCCCAAGAAGCAGAUUAUCUCAACUCCAACUGGGAUGCAGAGCCACACAGUGCCCUCCCCCAGCCAGUACUGUGCCUAAAUAAACUAUGGAGAAGGAAAACAAAA
Messenger RNA from Cavia porcellus (domestic guinea pig), 609 nucleotides. RefSeq names its product transmembrane immune signaling adaptor TYROBP (gene Tyrobp). Bases 118 to 453 code for a protein of 111 amino acids. NCBI's taxonomy places the organism in Eukaryota, Metazoa, Chordata, Mammalia, Rodentia, Caviidae. Gene Ontology annotation, molecular function: signaling receptor binding. Gene Ontology annotation, cellular component: cell surface. Gene Ontology annotation, biological process: positive regulation of macrophage fusion; microglial cell activation involved in immune response; negative regulation of B cell proliferation. The transcript has 5 exons. The record is from RefSeq and is a predicted model, not a curated record.